Microstroma glucosiphilum is the source of this 1572-nucleotide messenger RNA. Its product is annotated as WD40 repeat-like protein. The coding region runs from base 1 to 1572 and encodes 523 amino acids. The transcript is spliced from 3 exons. Lineage: Eukaryota; Fungi; Basidiomycota; Exobasidiomycetes; Microstromatales; Microstromataceae. Gene Ontology annotation, cellular component: Set1C/COMPASS complex. The record is from RefSeq and is a predicted model, not a curated record. Gene Ontology annotation, molecular function: protein binding.
AUGAACCAGUCCUUCCUGAACCCCUUUUCCACCCCCUCGAUACCCGAAUCCGUACACCAAGUCCUCGGCCCGCGGACAGAAGUACAAUGCCACUGCGCCCGCUUCAACCCCCGAGGUCUCUUUGCGGGACAGUACAUUGCAUCUGCUCGCUCAGACUGGGCCGUUGCCAUCUACGAUGUCGAGACACAAGGAAUGAUCAGGCUGUUGCAAGGACAUGUCAAGCCUGUGACAGCGAUUGCAUGGAGCGAUUCUGGCAGGUUUUUAGCUAGCGCUAGCGCGGAUUGGAAUGUGGUGCUGUGGGAUCUGAAGAGCCAGCCGGCUAGGAGGGUACGCACGAUGCGAUUCGAUGGGCCCGUGGCUUCCAUCGACUUCGCACCGAGGUGUAGCAAAGUAUUGGUGGUCACUCUAGAGUCUCAGCAGGCCAUUGUAGUUGACCUGAGAAGGAGGAGGAGAGCCAGUAGAGGCCUCACGCAGGUCAAUGGCAUCAAUGGUGACCAUACAAACGGCGUCACCCACGACAACCUGCCCUCUUCGUCUAAGCCUGUAUACGAUCCCUGGCAGACAGUAGAAGUGCGCAUGGAUUUGGGCGAGAUUUUUGAGCAGGACAGGACAGCGAAAGAAGAGGAGGUAGGUGAAAGUACCAGCGCAGACAUUCACUCGUCAGCACUUCCACCGAUUACGACGACCAAGUUCCAUCCUCUGGGCGCGUACGUCUUCGCAGGCACAUCUCGCGGCGAGAUCCUCGUCUUCUCCCUGCUGCACAAGGGACGACUCGUCUCUCGCUUCAAUGCCUCUGGAGCAUCAGCGAUUAAAGAAAUUGCAUUCGACAAGUCCGGGAGAAGCCUCGUUGUCAAUUCAAACGAUCGCAGUAUCCGCAUCGUCUCCAUUAGCAUCUCGGCGCAGGCCGCGGACGUGCCUCAGAUCAGUAUGCAGGUGAUUCACCGCUUUCAAGACUUGGUCAAUCGCACCCCUUGGAAUGGCAUCGGCUUCAGUGGCGAUGGCGAGUACGUCUACGCUGGUGCAGCCCACAAGGCUGCACACAACGUGUACGUAUGGGACCGCGGAGCUGGUGCACUCGACAAGAUUCUCGAAGGUCCCAAGGAACCCCUCGUCGAUGCGGACUGGCAUCCCACCCGCCCUUUGCUCCUCUCGGUGAGCCUUUCUGGCUCGAUCAAUAUCUGGUUCACGCCCAACGCCGAGAAUUGGUCCGCCUAUGCGCCGGGAUUCGAAGAGCUCGAGGAGAACAUUGUGUACCAGGAAGGAGAAGAAGAGUUCGAUCUAGAGGACGAGGAUGAGGUCAGUCGUCGGAAGAGGGACGAAGAAGAAGUGGAUGUGGAUGUGCUUAGCGUGGGCCCAUUGCCUGGAGCGUCGGGGGUGAAGCCGGCAGAGCAAAUAGUGCACCCCAAGGCUGCAGGGCUGGACCCUCGACCGUCGCCCAACGAAGAAGGAAAGGAGUGGGAGUAUGAAUGGGAAGAUGACCCAGAGAGACUGCAAGAAGACUUCGCUUUGUACGUCAAUCUCGAAGACGAAGAUUUGGACGAGGACGCUCUAGGCGAUAUGGAUGGGCACUAG